AUGGCAACCAUCACCCAGCCUGUUACCACAGUUUCCAGUGCCCAUCCUACGUUUGUUCCUCGGGGACCAGUUCAGGUCGAACUGAACUUUUUUGAAGCACCUCCCGAUGGCUCUCAGCCUUUCCAGUAUGCUGAGGAGCCCCCUGAGGGAGUACCGGCUGCAAACUACGGGCAACCUGCACUGCCGGUCUCUCUGACUGAUAUCCGCGGAAAUGAGAAGGACUAUGAUCUCGAUAAGGACGCCUUCCAGGCCCUUCAGAAUGUCUUUUCAACAGUGCCAUACGAAACAUUUCUUUCCGAUGAAGAGGUCAAACGAACCUUCUACCCGGAAGUGGAGAAGCUCCUUCUGGACCAGGUAGAUGGUGCCCACCGGGUCAUCAUCUUUGAUCAUGUCAUCCGGAUGGAAAAAGAGAACACGCAUCGCAAGCCACUUCACACCGCUCAUGCCGAUCAAACUGCACGAGCAGCAGCAGCCCGGGUACGACUCUAUGUGCCAGACCAGGUUGAAGCCCAGGAGCUCCUCCGGGGCCGCUACCGCAUCAUCAAUGUCUGGAAACCGCUGAAGGGUCCCGUGCAAUCCUCUCCAUUGGCCUUUGCCAGUGGAUCCUCUGUUGCACCAGAGGAUUUGAUUCCUAUUGAAUUUCGUCUCCCACAUCGAACCGGUGAGAUUGUGGGGGUGAAGUUUAGCGCAAGUCACAAAUGGAUGUACUGGUCUGGAAUGGAGGCUAACGAAUGUUUACUGCUCAAAUGCAACGAUUCGAACGAGAUGGUAGCAAUGCAGGUGCCUCAUUCCGCAUUUAAUGACCCAAGGUCUCCACCUGGAGCAAAAGGUCGGGAGAGUAUCGAAGUCAGAGCUUUGGUGUUUGGAUGA
Aspergillus caelatus is the source of this 870-nucleotide messenger RNA. RefSeq lists its product as uncharacterized. Gene Ontology annotation, molecular function: oxidoreductase activity. The record is from RefSeq and is a predicted model, not a curated record. The transcript has a single exon. The coding region runs from base 1 to 870 and encodes 289 amino acids. NCBI's taxonomy places the organism in Eukaryota, Fungi, Ascomycota, Eurotiomycetes, Eurotiales, Aspergillaceae.